Messenger RNA from Coffea arabica (coffee), 1617 nucleotides. RefSeq names its product GATA transcription factor 28. The record is from RefSeq and is a predicted model, not a curated record. Gene Ontology annotation, biological process: regulation of DNA-templated transcription. Gene Ontology annotation, molecular function: zinc ion binding; protein binding; sequence-specific DNA binding. NCBI's taxonomy places the organism in Eukaryota, Viridiplantae, Streptophyta, Magnoliopsida, Gentianales, Rubiaceae.
CUCAUUAAAUUAUUUCUCCCCCCCUCCCUUCCAAACAACUCCAAGUCUACCCCUUUUCAGGCAAAAACGUGAAAGUAAUUAUGAAAUCAACGCUAUUUUCUCCUUCCUAAUCAAGUUUAUUAAUCACAGUUGGAGUAGAGCAAUUCGGAUUAUCUGGUGGUAAUCUGCAGUGGACUUACUCGCCCGAGCUGCUGAGCUGGGCUCGGGGGUUAGGGUUUUUGGAUCGUUGCAUGUGAUGGUGGAGAAAUGGCGUCGACGAUGAACGGAAGACGACGUCAUAAACGGCCGUACAAGGAUCGAUACGUGAACGUGCCAUUUCAAGUUGACGAAGACGGCUCCGCCGGCGGCUUUGACGCCGACGACAUCGGCGCCGUUGACGAACGGAUCAAUAGCGGCGCUCGGGAGAUGCGAGCUGUCAACUCCAUGCCAAUAGCGACUAUACUAACUAGCCCCGGCGGAGCUCCCAUGGCAUCACGGACUAGUGAGCUCACCAUCUCUUUCGAAGGCGAAGUCUAUGUUUUCCCUGCUGUUCCUCCCGAAAAGGUGCAGGCGGUACUUUUGCUAUUGGGAGGGCGUGAUGUACCACGUAGUAUACGUAGUUCUGAAUUUCUGUUGCAACAAAAUUGUAAGACUACAGAUGAUGGUUCCAGUCAACCAAAUGUGUCUAGACGAAUUGCGUCAUUGGUUAGAUUUCGUGAGAAGAGGAAAGAGAGAUGCUUUGAGAAGAAGAUUCGGUACACUUGCAGAAAAGAAGUUGCACAGAGGAUGCAUCGGAAAAAUGGACAAUUUGCCUCUUUAAAAGAUGCAGGAAAAGCUGCUGAAAAUUGGGAGUCAGGCGAAGUCACUCCUCAUCAAGAACAUGUUUCACGCAGGUGUCAACAUUGUGGGGUUAGUGAAAAAUCAACUCCAGCAAUGCGACGGGGGCCAGGAGGUCCAAGAACUCUCUGCAAUGCUUGUGGAUUAAUGUGGGCUAACAAGGGAACUUUGCGGGAUCUUACUAAGGGAGGACGAAGUGCAUACUUCGACCAAAGCGAUCCGGAAACUCCAGAGAUGAAGGCUUCUAGCAUGGAACCUGAAAAUUCAUAUCAUAACCAGGAUGAAGAGGGAAGUUCAGAAGAUGCAAAACCCAUGUUUGUGGAGUCUGGUUGCCCUUCACUUGGACCAAAUGCGCAGGAUUUGCUGGAAACUGCUCAAGGACUUAGUGGUGAUUCUCCUGUUGGAUUAGGAAAUUCAUCAAUUAACCUGGAUGAACAGCAGGAGACUUUAGAUGAACUUGCUAAUGCUUCGGGGACGGAAUUCGAGAUUCCUUCGAAUUUUGAUGAGCAGGUUUGGCUUUCUAGCAACGCAGAUCUUGAGUAGAUGGGUAGCGGAGCAUGUGCCGUCCAAAGGUGGUGAAUUAGUUUAGCUAAUCAUGUACAGUUUUGAUCAAAGAUGGUGAAUGACUAAUUGGAUACAUGAGCGGUGGCUUUUUCUUGAUCUAUAGGGAGGAAUGAGCUGGCCUCUAACUUGUACAGACGCUUCUGUCCAUAAUACUAAAAGCGUAUGCAUGUAUCGGAGGAGUUGCUGAACAUUUUAUAGAAUAUAAUUGAUGAUUGUCUGAGUGACCAAGAUUCUUUC